ACAAACGCCAAACAAAACUGUUGCGCAGUGAAAUAAUAAUACACUCUUGUUUCCACUAAAUGCAUUAAAUAAAACAAUUUAAAUUAACAUGUGCGCAACGUAAAAUUACAAAUCUUCAUAACAUAAAGAUAUAUUAUAUAAUACAAGUUGAGUUUGAAAUUAAAUCUAAUUAAAUACCAUAAAAAACUUAUUAAUUUUGAUGAAAAUUUCAUCAUAUGUAUUAAAUUAUGUAAUUAAAACAAAUAGUUGAAUUAUAAUCAAUUAUAAGUUCUCGCCACGUGCUAAACUCACGGAUAUAAAAGUGUAUGUGCCUAUGUACCUUAAGUGUAUAGAAUUUUAACAAUGUGUACGAAAAGGUGAUUCGAUGCCAAUUUGAAUAAUACGAAAUAUUCUAAAUUUUAGUUAUAAAUUUGAAAAUUGAAAACCAUUAUGAGCAAAAACGCCAAUGACAGAGGCAAUGGGCCAACAAAACCAGGACCAGCAACGCCUUUGAUAGCAGUAACAACCAGAGGCCUUGGUACUUACCAAAUUACCAGAAAUGUACAAACUACAGAACAAGUUCAAAUUGCAGGCGGCUAUGAUCCACCAAAAAGCCAUUGUUGUAGUUUGGCUUGCUGUCCAAAACCAAAAUGUGAUCGAUGUUGGAAAAUUACGCGUUCAGUUUGUCCCAUACUGGAUUGGCUACCCGGGUAUUCCCUCAAACGAGAUCUAUUCGGGGACAUGAUAGCGGGCAUGACAACUGCAAUAAUGCAUGUACCGCAAGGUUUAUAUUUCCUGGUGUAUGGCAUAUGCCUUGUAGCAAAUGUUAUUCCAACAGCAGGACUAUAUAUGGCUUUCUUUCCUGCAUUGGUUUAUGUAGUUUUUGGGUCAUCUAGACAUGUAUCCAUGGGAACAUUUGCUGUAGUUAGUAUAAUGGUAGGAAAAAUUGUUCAAGAAUACGCCUAUUUUCCAGACGGUGUAGAGAAAAUACAGGAGAUACGACUACAAUUCCUGCUUAUCAUGUGGAUUUUUCGUCUAGGGGCCCUUAGUACUCUGUUAUGCGAGCCCCUGAUAAACGGUUUUACUACAGCCGCUGCCGUUGCGGUUCUCAUCAGCCAAAUGAAAGAUUUAUUGGGCCUUAAAAUUCCGAGACAUAAUGGAAUGUUUAGUCUUCCCUAUAACUUAUACGAAACAAUUAUAGGUUUACCGACCGCUAAUACUGCUACUAUAAUAGUAUCAAUAUCUGUGAUAUUUGUGAUGACAUUGAAUAACGAACUACUUAAGCCUUGGUUGGGUAAACGAUGUCGGAUGCCAGUUCCUGCGGAACUAUUGUGCGCCAUAGCAGGCACCGCUGUUUCAUACCUUCUUGAUCUUAAGCAAAACUACAAUGUGCCCAUUGUUGGAGAAAUACCCACGGGUUUGCCAACACCAAGUUAUCCACGAUUUUCUUUACUACGUUUGGUAGCUGUCGAUACAAUCGCCGUUGCCAUUGUUUCCUAUUCCAUCGUGAUGUCUUUAGGAUUGAUAUUUGCGAGACGCCUUGGAUAUACCAUAAGGCCAAAUCAAGAACUUCUAGCAAUGGGUUUGGCAAAUUUGGUAGGAGCUGGAUUUUCAUGUAUUCCCAUUGCUUGUUCAUUGACCAGAACCAUGAUCCAGGCAAAUAUAGGAGGAAAAACGCAAAUGGCGACGGUCAUAUCAGCUUCUAUUAUAUUAAUCGUACUUUUGUGGAUUGCGCCUUACUUGCAGUAUUUACCACGUGUAAUUCUGGCAGCUAUUAUAUUAGUCGCAUUGAAAGGAAUGUUCAUGCAAGUAAAAGAUUUGAAACGAUUUUGGCUACUGGGCCCUAUACAUGCUGCUAUAUGGGUAGGAACAUUUUUAGGAGUUGUCUUCAUUAGUAUUGACAUGGGAUUGCUAAUUGGCGUCGUGCUAUCUUUGAUGACUUUAUGGUUUGGAAAUAGAUCGAAUUGCAAAGUGAUGGGUCGUAUACCAGGAACUGACUUAUAUGCUGAUGUUAGUUCAUACAAACUGGCUGAAGAAUUACCACAUAUUAAAAUUAUUCAUUACGAUGGAAAUAUCAGUUUUGCCGCAUCAAGCAGUUUCAAGAAAUCCAUUCUCAAAAAUAUACAAUUUGCUCCUGCACAUGAGGAAGAAGAAGCAUUGCGGGAUACAAAAUCAGUCCGUGUCAUAAUUUUGGACAUGAGUUCUGUUCGCCAUGCAGAUGCCGAGGGAAUGUGUUUUCUGUUUCAAAUGAAACAUGAACUAUCUCAAAAAAAUAUUAGUAUUACAAUGGCAGCCCCAAGUGAUGGAGUAUUAGAAGUAAUUCGUAGAUUAGAAAGCAUUGGACCAAAGUCUUGUGCUGCUUUGAAAACAACAAAAGCAAUAGAAGCCUUUCCUACAAUUCAUGAUGCAGUAAUACAUUGCCAACAAACUCUUAAUGAAUCUGUAUAAUGAUACCGAUACUGUAAAUUGUAAUAAUCCUGUAC
Messenger RNA from Ctenocephalides felis (cat flea), 2462 nucleotides. RefSeq names its product solute carrier family 26 member 10-like. Gene Ontology annotation, cellular component: membrane. Bases 430 to 2427 code for a protein of 665 amino acids. Lineage: Eukaryota; Metazoa; Arthropoda; Insecta; Siphonaptera; Pulicidae. The record is from RefSeq and is a predicted model, not a curated record. Gene Ontology annotation, biological process: transmembrane transport. The transcript has 18 exons. Gene Ontology annotation, molecular function: sulfate transmembrane transporter activity; oxalate transmembrane transporter activity; chloride transmembrane transporter activity.